AUGUCUGAAUCUAACGGCGAUCAUCCAACAUAUAAUCCGAAUAAAAAUUUAAUGUUGCUAACAGUAACUGCUCCGGUUUCAAAUCACUUUUUAAUAUCAUCAUAUAAAGGUAAUUUACCAUUAUUAUCAACAAACUGUUAUAAAUGUCAUUUGUGUAAACACAUAACUGACGAUUGUUUAUUGACCUGUGCAAAUUGUGUAAAUAAUGGAAAAUUUUGUCAUUCAAAACAUGAAAAUUGUUCAAAUGCAUCUCCAAAUACUUAUGUAAAAUUAUUGAACAGUACAGAUUUAGACGAAUAUAAUCAACGAAAAACUAGUAGUACUCAAACACAUUUACAAAUUCAGAUAAAAAUGCAGCCAUAUUUGAAAAGACGUAAAACUUCUGAUGAAAUACUUGUUCGACGAAAACGUUUGGGUAUACUCAAACAACACAUACUAAAAAUGAGACAACAAUUAGAAAAAGAUAGUAACAAAUUGCAGGAAACACAUGGUAAAAUAAAUGUAUUGCAUGAUAAAAAAAAAUCUUACGAACGUAAAUUUCAAAAUAUUAAAGAAAUUUUGAAUGCAUCAACUGGUAAAGUUCAAACGAAAAAUUCUGAACGAAUUGAAGAUGAAAAAAACCUGUUAAUUACACGUAGACAACGAAUAAAUGAAAUAUGUAAAUAUAUAUUUCCAAUUGAAGAAACUUUUGAUACUGAUGAAGCUUCUGGAAUUGAAUCGACGGUGAGAGCCAUGAUUAACAAUGCUGAACAGACGACAGUUGAUGCUACAGGUCAAUGGUCGGAAUACGAUGAUCAAUCGUUUAAUAAGAAAUUUCGUAUUGUUGCUUCGUGUUUGCCAGGAAACGGUGAUUAUGCAUUUGAUAAACUUCUUCAGAUAAAAACUGAUUCAAUCGAAAAUGCCAAUUCAUUAUCAUCAUCAACCAGUCAUCAAUUAAAUGAAAUUAUGUCGGGAUUAUCACAUGCUUGUCAAUUAAUAAACAUAUUAGCAUUUUAUUUGAAUAUUACUCUACCAUUUCGUUUACAUCAAUUAGAAUUUAAUACAAACAAUGUCACAAUCGAACGUUUACGUGCCGAUAUUGCAAAACUAAAUGCAAAUAUUUUAUGCGGAUGUUUUUCUCAAGGCAUACCAAUUAAUUAUUCAAAUGCUAAACAUACAAUAGAAAAUUUAUCUAAACUAAUAUUGGUGAAUGAAUAUCAAAGUCGUCCAAAGCCGAUCAUCUAUUCUCAAAAUUAUAUUGAUAUGAUUGAACGAGAAGUAAAUGAUAUUAGUCGAGCGUAUGUAACUGAUUAUUGGUGGGAUGAUUUCGAGAAAUAUGAUAUGUUGAACGGGGAUGAUUGGGAAACAGUACCACAAGAUUAUAAUAUUCCUGACGAUCCUUAUCUUAUCGAACAUAGUACACAAAAUACAGCAAUGAGUGGUUCGAUUGGAUUAGCAUUAAAAAAUAAAAGUAGUCUUAUUUUAUCGCUAGUACGAAGUUUAACAACAUCUUCAAAAACUUAG
Didymodactylos carnosus is the source of this 1503-nucleotide messenger RNA. Lineage: Eukaryota; Metazoa; Rotifera; Eurotatoria; Philodinida; Philodinidae. The record is from the annotation of a GenBank genome assembly.